AUGGAGUCCGUUUGGGCUAUUGUCUCAGUAUGCGCCCCAUACCUUGUCUCUCUCUUAGCUUUGCUAGUAUGCCUGGAACAGAUUUCUUACUUGAAGAAAAAAAGGAACAUCCCAGGCCCAAAUCUGGUCUUCCCAUUCAUCGGCAACGCAAUUUCCUUCGUCCUCAACACCACAAAAUUCUGGGAGCUCCAAUCUGCCAAUGCCAAGUCCUCCUGCUCCGGCUUCUCCGCCAACUACAUAUUCGGCCACUUCAUGAUUUUCAUCAGCUCCAGCGACCUCACCCUCAAAGUCCUUGCCAACGUCAGACCCGACGCCUUCCAGCUUGUCGCCCAACCAUUCGGCAAAAAACUCUUGGGCGAUCGCAACCUCAUCUACUUGGUCGGUCAGGAACACAAAGACCUCCGUCGCCGAGUCAUCCCAAACUUCACCCCGAGACCUCUCUCCACUUACAUUUCAAUCCAACAAAUCAACAUCCUCAAGCACUUGAAAUCAUGGGUACAUUUACAAUCAUCAAGGACCCCCACAAAACCAAUCCCUCUGAGAAGCCUCGUUCCAGAUAUGAAUCUCGAAAUCUCCCAGGCAGUGUUCGUUGGUCCUUACUUAAGCGAAGAAGCAGUGAGACAAAGAUUCAAUGAAGACUUUAAUUUGUUUAACGCUGGCAUGAUCAACCUUCCAAACGAUUUUUCUGGAUUCGCUUUUUGGUACGCCAGGCUCGGGGCCCAAAGGCUUCUCCAAACUCUAGCAACAUGCGCAAUGGAAAGCAGAACGCGAAUGAUGAAUAAUGACGGUUUUAAGCCAACCUGUAUGUUAGAUUUUUUUAUUAUACAAGAAAACAUCAGAGAAAUCGCAGCCGCCAAACAAGCCGCUGUUCCUCCUCCUCCUCCUCCUCCUCACUCUAGCGGGAGGGAUGAAGAAGUUAGUCAACUUUUGUUGGAUUUGGUCUUUGCCGCCCUGGACACUAACACUUCGUCACUGCUCUGGGCAGUGACUCUUUUGGAUUCACAUCCUGAGGUCUUGGCAAGAGUGCGUGAGGAGGUCGCCGUGGCGAAGGAGGUAAUAAGGUUCCGACCUCCGGGGACUCUGAUCCCACACAUUACUGUAGGGGACUUCCAGUUAACAGAAAACUACAAGAUUCCGAAGGGCACUAUUGUUUUUCCAUCGGUUCUUGAGAGUUCGCUUCAGGGGUUUGUUGAACCGCACCGGUUUGACCCGGACCGGUUCACGGAGGAGAGGCAGGAAGAUCGGGUUUAUAAGAAGAAUUAUUUGAUGUUCGGAAUUGGGGCCCACCAGUGA
This is a messenger RNA of Ilex paraguariensis (yerba mate), 1293 nucleotides long. The record is from the annotation of a GenBank genome assembly. NCBI's taxonomy places the organism in Eukaryota, Viridiplantae, Streptophyta, Magnoliopsida, Aquifoliales, Aquifoliaceae.